CUAUUCUUUUAAUUACUUGUACGGCGAACGCUGCCGACCAUAAGAAACCCAGUCCUACUAGUGGUAAUCCCCCGGCCGCUGCUUCUUCCGCACCGCAACCAAGCACUACGGUGACAAUCAAUGGCACGCAACAAGUAUUUCCUGCUCUCGAUCAAACACCCGAUACAAAUGAUCCUGAAUUCCAAACAUAUUUGAAGGGAUUAGAUUUAAGUCAAGUUCCAAACCUUCCACGUUCUAAUGGUGGUGUGAUCAAUCAUAAUCAACCCAGUUGCAAUGGUUCAACCCAAAUCGAUCAAAACCAGGGAUCUUGGACCUGUCAAAAGUAUACUGCUUCCGAUGAUAUUCAACAAUGUCCAACAGUAGGAAAUUGGGGGGUAACUUAUGAUGAUGGCCCAUCGGUGGCGACGCCGUUGAUAUUGGAUGAACUAGAUCAAUGCAAAUUGAAAGCCACGUUCUUUGUCGUUGGUAGCCGCGUAGUUUCUAAUCCUCAGAUUCUUUUAGACACUUGUAAAAGAGGUCACCAUAUCGCUGUGCAUACUUGGUCCCAUCCUGCUCUUACUUCUCUUUCCAACGAACAAGUUGUUGCUGAACUAUAUUGGACAAUUAAGGCUAUCAAAGAAGUUUGUGGCAUCACUCCUAUAUACUAUCGUCCUCCAUUUGGCGAUACUGACAAUCGCGUUCGUGCAAUUACACGUGCCAUGGCUGUUCUCUGGGUUCCGAACUUUGAUAGCAAUGAUUGGCAACUUACCUCCGUCCCACCUGCACCAAUCGACGUUGUAAUCAAUACUUUUCAUAAUUGGACGCAAAUAUUCCCGACUAUGUCUACAGGAUUUAUUGUUCUUCAACAUGAUCUUUAUAAUCAAACAGUAAAGGCUGCAAUUGAAGUCCUAAAAUUAGCUAUCAAUGUUAAAGAUUUAAAGAUGACUACGAUCCCUGAAUGUAUAGGAGAUACCAAACCUUACGUAGAACUUGGAG
Racocetra persica is the source of this 975-nucleotide messenger RNA. The record is from the annotation of a GenBank genome assembly. NCBI's taxonomy places the organism in Eukaryota, Fungi, Glomeromycota, Glomeromycetes, Diversisporales, Gigasporaceae.